AACACAGCGCGAGAUGGGUCGUACGAUUCUCCCUCUCACUUUCUCACCCUCUCCAUCUCGUCUCCUCCCAUUUCCUCUGUUUCUCUGUUAUUCCAAGUUUUGCUAGAACAAAACUCCCUAUAUCUUGACAUUAUGGUUGCAUUCAAAUCAGUAACCAUGGCGGUUUUGUAAGCAAACACUCCAAAAGGCAUCGUUUAAUCCAUCGAAAUCGUUCUACUCAUGGAGACAUUGCCUCCAUUUUUGGUUGCUGCUGCAGCCUCUUGCUCUCAGAAACCGCUGCUCCGGAGACUCCAUCGAGCUCAGUCAAGAAGAGGAUGGUGUCUGGUGUGGAGUCAACAGGAUCUAUCCGCCUCGGGAAUUAUCUUGGUGCCAUAAAGAAUUGGAUUGCACUUCAGGUUCCAGAGCCCCUAAUUCCUCCAGCUGGAGCACAAAUUAUGUCCCUCACAGAUGGUCUUUCCAAGUCUUAUAGAUGUCCAAGUCUGCACCUUCUGAUCGGUCUCAAAUCAAUCUUCUUGACACAAAAGAUGUGUUAGCAGAAAAGAUAAAGUGCUGCAAGGCUGACUCAUUUCCAGGCCUAGAAUUUGACAGUCCUGAACACCCUGAGUGCAACAAUCUUCUUUCAAUAUAUCAGCUCAUUUCAAGCAAGACAAAAGAGGUGAAGUUGACAUUUUUUCUGUACUUUGCUUUUUAACACCUUGCUUUGUGCUUGUUUCAUUCUUGUGAUAUUUUGUGUGUGCAUGGGAGGUGUAAAACAUUUGACACAUGCCUGUUUGUUCUUCUUCAAGGUAGUCUGGUUUUAGUCAAAAUACACCAGCCUACAAGUACUUUCAAGUUUCAACUCUUAAGCUAACAGUAAAUGUUGGGAUAAAGUUUUUUGGUCCUGAAUUUUGCUUAGAGGAAACUUGGAAUGGCCCUGAGGAUGUUCUGAGCUACAAUAACUCCACAUUGAAAUGGCACUUAAGAGUGGCCACACAUACUUUUGCAAGAUUUUUACUAAUAAGUGAUACAUUAGAUGUCACCUGGUAACUUAUUAUGUCUACCACAAGGUGGUGGUGUUUUAAGAAAUGCAUUGGUAUGUCUUUUUUCACUUUCUUUUGGGUUAUAAUUGAAUUUUGUUGCCAGAGGUGCUGUAGUCCAAGUGGCAAAAAGACUUAAUGAAAUUGCACAGGAAAGCCAAGAUAUGAACUGGGGCACUUUUAAAACCCUUCUUGCGGAUGCCUUGGUUGAUCAUUUGCAUCCCAUGCUGGUUCUACUUUUGAAUUUGGUGUUCUUUUCUUUUCCAAUUUCCUUUCUCUCUAAAGAAGUUUACAAUACAGGAUAGGAAAUUCAUACAGGCUAUACUGAUUUACAUUCAAACUUAUUUCUGUUGAAUUUGUUCAUUUGAUCUCCUUGAGGGGAGUUUGAUGUUUUAUUAAUGUUUGGUUGUGUAGAUGCAUGCAAACUUAAGACUUAUAAUCUUAAAUAUGGACUAAAAAAUCGAUCAGCCCACACAUAUCAGGGAAUAAACUUCCCUUUAUACACACCUAAUGUUGACAUAUGAGUCAUUCAAGCAUUGCUAAUGUACUUGAAUCUAGUUUGUGCUGGCCAUUCAAUCCUUGCUCCAAACAAAUACUUCUAUGAGAAAGGCUUUGAAACUCCUUACUGAAGCCUAAUUAGCAUAAAAUUUGCCUGUUCCCUGUCAUACACAUUGUGUGAACUGUGAACACCAGUCACAAAAUUAGUGCUUACUGAAGUGAUGGGUGCAUAUCUUCUUUUCCCUUCUUUUUCUGAGAAUUAUUUGUGUGUGACUGCAGAUAUUUUGGUGUUAUUAUGGUUGUUCCUUAUUUCUACUAUACUUCUUGUCCAAUCAUCUUGCCAAUUUCUACAACUUUUUGCUAACUGCUUUUCUAAUAAUUAUUGGAGAGCGGUCAAUUUGCCUCCCACUGUCAAUGUUCAAUUCUUAUUGAUUUGGUGUCUCCAUCAUCAAUUAGGCUUUUUGCUUUUUUAGGUUCACUCGGAGGAAAUAAUAUCUGAUCCAGCUUAUUUGGAUGGAGUCUUGGCAGAAGGUGCCACAAAAGCUGCAGCUAUAGCUGAUACUACUCUUGAUAAUGUCUAUCAGGCUAUGGGAUUCUUGCAGAGAUGAGCAGAAUCAAUUAUAACAGGGGAAAUUUAUGUGAGAUGAUAUGCUUGCAUACCUUGAUUUUGAUGAUUCAUCAUUGCCCACAGUAUUUUUGGAGUAUAUGGAAAAACCAAUAGUCUGGAUAAAUGAAAGAGUAAGGCCCACAAUUUCUUUGGUGGAGUUGGCUACAUUUCUCCUCUUCAGACAGGUGGGUUGGGUUACAAGGUGUUGCUCUUAUCUUAUGGAAGAUGGGGCAUGUCACAGGAGCUCCAGGCACCAGGCAUCAGGCACAUGUUCUCACGGGCCUACUUCUGUUUGCCACAUGCCCACAGGUUGUUUCCAGAUUUAACCCCUCAAAAAGAAUUUGCAGUUGUUAUAUCUAGAAAUUGUAUGUGUAUCUUUCCCUUAAAUAUGCAUUCUCUUU
Rubroshorea leprosula is the source of this 2522-nucleotide messenger RNA. The record is from the annotation of a GenBank genome assembly. NCBI's taxonomy places the organism in Eukaryota, Viridiplantae, Streptophyta, Magnoliopsida, Malvales, Dipterocarpaceae.